AUGGCGAGUGAAACAUGGCACACCUCGAGACUUGUAUGCGUGUUUCUUCACAUUCUCACUAGCAUUGCAACCCAGCCCCUGAAAUCACCAAGUCUAAUAUGGACAGAGUACUAUGACGAUGAACAGAGCUCAUCUAUUCGAUUUGUGGAAGGUGGACCGCAAAGUAUUCACCCUACUUCUUUACUUGCCAAUGAUACUACGAUACUGUUCAGCGAGGAACGCUCUCAAAAAGUUGGGCUGAACUUUGACGUUGAGCUAUCACUGAUAUUUUGGGUGGAUGCUCUGCGCGGUGAAGUUUCGAAGAUGAAUAUCAGCAUAGAGGGCGCGGUAACUGAAACAAUAUACAAAGAUACUUCGAGUAUUCUCAAAGACGUAUCCGUAGAUUGGGCGUCUAGAAACAUAUACUGGACAGAUAGUGGUAAUCGCUGGAUCGCCAUCAGUGAUUAUAAUGGGAAUUACUAUAAUCCAAUUAUAACCGAUAUUAGAAACCCUAAUUGCAUUGUGGUAAAUCCUGUAGCGAGGUACAUUUACUGGAGUAACAUUGGUGACAUGCCCAUAAUAGAACGAGCAAAACUUAACGGAAAAGACAGAGAAACGAUAGUAGACGGCGAAAAGAAACACAUAAAGGAGAUACGUGGUCUAACAAUAGACUACAAUAACAACAAAUUAUACUGGGUUGAUAGCUCCUCGCAAAUUCUAUGGUCGUCCCAGUUAGAUGGACGUUCCGUUCUUGCACUACAUAUUAGUGAUAACUAUGUAUCGACAGUGGACUUAGAUAUCGACCAGGAGUUUUUCAUGUUAUGCAAUUACGAUCCAGGAAGGAUCACAUUGGUGAAACGUUCCACACCCGGUGAGCACUCCGACAUAUACACAGCCGAUACGUAUCUCACUUCCAUGGUUUAUUUAGAUCAAUCAAGGCAGAAGAAGCUAUCAAGUUCAUGUCAACAGAAUAAUGGAGGAUGCGACCACCUGUGUUUGAACGAGGCUGGCGAUAGUACGUGCAUAUGUGGAAUCGGCUUUACAGUUAGUGCUGAUGGUUACACGUGUAAUGAAUGGAUUGAGCAAACGACAGUGGUGACUGAACCAAUAUCGAUGCUGUCGACACAUAUCGAAACUGUAGCAAAUACCACCGUUAUUCCAAUUAUAUACCCGAUACAUAUGAUAGCUAUAAUAGUGACGAAAACUAAAUCUCGGAGACUGCCUCAGAAUAGACCACUGCCACCUUCACCUGUAGAAUUGAAAGAAGAUGACACUCAUAUUUAUGAAGAUCUAUAUGGAAAUGGGAUCAAUAUUCAUGACAUAAGGCCGCCACAGACAGAAGUUGUAGUCAACGUCUCUCCAAGUGAACCGCCACUUGUACACUAUCAGCCUCUCUCAGGUGUCAAUGUGCAAGGAUUAGGAUCUACGGGUGAUACUGAUGGGGAUGAAGAUAAUGAUGAAGGUGAAGACAACGAUGAAUAUGAACAUAUGGAUCCAAUUACGUUUGCAGAGGGUGACCAAGUGCCGGAGGACAUCAGCGAUCCAGUUAAACAAGCAGAACUAGACCAUGAAGGAUACCUUACUCCAGUGAAUCCAGAUGACAGUCAGAACAACGACCCAAAUGCAGUAGAUGAGCCUGCACAAUAUGACCAUUCAUCAGAAGAUGAUAACACGAAUAUUCCUGAUGACAUGUCGAAUAUAAGUUACGAGUAUAUGAGAGGCAUAUCAGGCGAGCAAGCUGAUGCAGAGGUUCCGUUACUGUGCGAUUCCGAUGACGAGAAUAAGGAAGAUGAUGGUGAUAUUAAAGACAGGUAUAUAGUGCUAGAUGAUGAUGAAGACAAUUCAGCUGACGAAUCAGAUACUUAUCAGCCAGGUGAAAAUGCUUAUACGAUCAACCAAGACAAUUGUGAUGCAGAAGUUUUUUAUUUUUUGGAAUGA
Saccoglossus kowalevskii is the source of this 1917-nucleotide messenger RNA. RefSeq lists its product as uncharacterized. NCBI's taxonomy places the organism in Eukaryota, Metazoa, Hemichordata, Enteropneusta, Harrimaniidae. The record is from RefSeq and is a predicted model, not a curated record.